Nasonia vitripennis (jewel wasp) is the source of this 6383-nucleotide messenger RNA. RefSeq lists its product as uncharacterized. The record is from RefSeq and is a predicted model, not a curated record. Lineage: Eukaryota; Metazoa; Arthropoda; Insecta; Hymenoptera; Pteromalidae. The transcript is spliced from 12 exons. Bases 1223 to 4903 code for a protein of 1226 amino acids. Gene Ontology annotation, molecular function: protein binding. Gene Ontology annotation, cellular component: plasma membrane.
GAGAGGGCUGCUGUUAAAAAGGGUCAAAUCGCCGAGAUAAACGCGCGCGCGCGGGGCUGCACUCAGAAGAUUCCUCGGCCAAUUUUUCAAAACGCCCUGUGUGUGCCCGUGAAUGGUCGAUCGCGUAAAUAUCCGACGUGUACUCGCCGGCGCUCUUUAUUCAUCGCCCGACUUUACGAAGUAACCUUAUUCGGCUAAUUGAUCGAAAAAAGCUCUGGAACGGUAAUUUUUCUAUAUAAUUGCCCUCCCGCUCGCUGUGGAGCUAAUGGAUUAAACUCUCGCUCGGUCGGUCUGCUCAUAAAUAUGCAGCUGAUUUUUUUCGCCUCGCGGCGGCCGCUGCAGUUUGAUUGCGCGCAAAUUCUUCAUUACACGCGCUGCGGUUAAAGUUCGAUUGCACGAGUUGUGGGCUGAUUUUUAGAAAACGUAUCGACCCGCGAGGACGAGCGUGAAAGUUGCAGCUGCCGCCAUAGGUGGGGACUCGUGAAUAUUCGACGGGGUUGUGUAAAAUCGGCUAGAGGAAUUAACAAAGGGGACACAUGCCGCAUCGCGAGGAGGAGACACAGAGAGAGAAAGAGAGAGAGAGCACGUAAGACAGUGGGGUGAGGAGCGGGCAGCAGCCAUGGCCGGAGGGAGCGGAGCGAGAGAGCUGACGAGUCGCGGCGGGUCUGGUCGGCGCGCUUGCGUAUGUCCGGGGCGCGAGCCGCUCGCACCGAUAGGGGUGGGGUGGGGGAGCUGCGCGCGCCGCUCGUACUCCCUAGACACGGCGGCAGGCAGGCAGCGCAGAGCAGCCCGGCCGAGCGAGCGCCCGGCCUGCGCCAGUUCCAGCGCACACCUACCCCCAUACAUGCGCUGCGGAGACUGAGAGACAGACUCUGCGCGGCGCUAGUGCUCUCUCUCUCGCGCGCGACUCAAGCCUCCCUGCUCUGCUGCGGAGAGACGCGGACGAGUCACGAGAGUGCGUCUCUGCGGGAGGAUGCUCCUGCUCGCGUAGUGCCGUAAGUAGCAGCGCGUACCUGCAUCGAUUCCGAGUGCGCCGAGUCUUGCGGUCGAUCGAUGCCGUCUCUCCGAGCCUCUCCGAGCCGUUGAAGCGCGCGAGAGCGAGUGCCGGCGUUGUUGUGACCAGAUGCGGAGGAGACUGCAGCCAGCGGCGACGACGACGACGGCGAUGAGCAGGCUGAAGCUGCUGCUCUAGUCGCCGGCGGGGCCGCGGACUCGUCGCGGGAUGCAGCUCGUCCUGCAGCCGCUCUGGCUGUGGCUGCCGCUGCUGCUGAGCGUCGCCGGGCGCGGCGGGGCCGCCGUUGCAGCAGCAGCGGGCUGCAAGCUCAGCGAGCACAGGUGCGCCAGCAGCGGGAUCUGCAUCGCUCAGGACAAGUUCUGCGACGGCGAGAACGACUGCGAGGACAAGAGCGACGAGCCGGUCUACUGCACGCCCUGCAACCGCACGCUCUACGGCGAUGUGGGCCGGACGUACGAGCUCCAGGUGCGGAGGCCGCGCGAGGAGAGGCUGCCCUUUCUCUGUCACCUCAACUUCACCGCGGCCGGCCGGGACUUUGGCGAUCUCGUCCAGCUAACCUUCGACACGUUCAACGUGGGCCGCUUCCUGAGCUUCACCUCGGACGGCUGUCCCGACGGCUACAUGUCGAUCGCCGAGGAGAUGCGCCCGGCGACCGGAGGCCAGUGGUGCGGCAGCGCCUGGGGUUACACCGUCUACUACAGCGAGACCCGCUCCAUCAACCUGACUCUCUAUCUGUCCCGGCUAUCCGGCCAGGGCAACGACUACAACUUCGACUUCAAGCUGUCGUACAAGUUUCUCAAGCGCAGCGAGGCGCACCUCAGGUACGGCAACAGCAGCCUGAGCACAUGGCGGGGCGAGCUGGUCAAUGCCACUUACUGCGAUCGCGUUUUCACAAGGUGCGACGUGCGGGCCUGCCGACUGCAAUCGCCCAACUACCCGGGCGUCUACCCAAGGAACGUCACCUGCUACUACCGGAUCGAGCAGAAGCGCGCGCCGCCGGGUCACCGCGCCCUGCUCGCGGUCAGCCAGCGCAACAGCCACAAGAUACACAUCAAGGACCAAGUCAACAAGUACGACACCAGCCUGAGGAGCCUGAGAGUCUGGGACCAGUGCAACGUGGUGCAGGACUACCUCACGGUCUACGACGGCGGCUCGACCUCCGACCGAGUGCUGGUUAGGCUCUGCGGGGGCGACGCCGUGCCCGACAUCGUCGGCAGCCGCGACACCAUGCUGCUCGAGUUUCACACCUCGCCUUACGAUAACCCCUUCCACCCGGUGCCGCUGUCCUUCCUCCCGGGCUUCGAGCUCGAAGUCCAGGUGAUCCUGGUGGACGAGCGCUCGGCCGGCUCGUUCGUGGUGAAGGACAACGACAAGUGCGACUUCCACAUAUCGAGCUACGAGAGCAGCUGGGGCAUGCUGGAGAACCCGAAGCACUCGCUGCCGCCCAACACGACCUGCCGCUACCACUUCCAGGCCAAGCCCAACGAGAUCGUCUGGCUGGCCUUCGUCAAGUACUACGCGGCCACCGGCGACCCGGUCGUCGCGGGGGCCGUGUCCGCCGGGGGCGACGCCUCCAACUCCGAGUGCAACGUCAAGCUCAUGAUCUGGAACGGGAAGAGGAGCGCGGCCCAGCCCGCCGGGGGCUCGGCCAAAGGCGAGCUCGGCGCUGCCAAGGAGAACGCGACGCUGAUGGGCGAGUUCUGCAAGGACGAGAUCCCGAGGCUCUGCGACCACAGCCUCCUGCGCAACGGCAGCCGUCACGCCCGGCCCUGCAGCCUCUCCGAGAGCUACGUGUCCACCGGCCGCUACCUCACCCUCGAGCACGUGCUGCGCCAGGGCAGCGCUCUCUACCCGGUGAGCUUCGUCGUGCGGUACGAGUUCGUCCACGAGGCCGGCUCCUGCAACCGGCUCUUCAGCGCCGCGGCUUUCGGCAGCGGCUCCGAGCUCCAGACCUUCGGCUCGCCCAGGAGCGUCUUCUUCUACGGGAGGGGAGGCGCGGCCAACUUGACCUGCGUCUACAGGUUCGAGACCGGGCCGGACAAGCGACUCGAGCUGGCGAUCAACAGGGCCUCCUUCGGGGGCAGGGACUGCUGGGCCAGGAUCGACCCGCUGGUCAAUAGGUGGUCCUGCGAGAGGCAGCACGAUCCUGCCGAGGGCGUGGCGGAGCUGCGGCUGGCCGAGUACCCCUGGCAGGGGGUCCAGCUGCCCCGCGACUGUCUCUGCUCGAACCUGAGCGAGCGGCUGGUCUUCCAGUCGCUGUCGUCGAGCAAGCUAGAGCUGACCUUCCAGGUGAGCCGGAUGAACGUGACCCAGGACUACCUGGACUUCUUCUUCGAGGGCGAGUUCCGAUUCGUGACCGCUGCCUCGCUCCUCGCGCCCGGAGGCGCAGCCGGAGAUUCAUUGGCCGGGGCAGGGGAUCAGCAGCAGGGACCAGGCUCGGCUGCGGCUGCCGCAGCCGCUGCUCAGGCCUGCCAUGGCUCCUCUCACUCGCUCUCGGACUCGCCCAGGCUCAGCAGACUCGAGGAGAGGAGGUUGAGGGGCACCAGCGGGGAGAUCUCCCUCAGAAGUCCGCCGUUACCGCCCGCCUCGUCGGCGAUACCCCAGAAUACGGUCUCCUCAUCGGUGUCCUCGGCGAGCGACGGUCUCUCGCGCAAGGACCGCAUGGGCAGCCUGGCCACGGUCGACGAGAGUCUGGGUCUCCUUCCGCCCAGUGGUUCCUCCCAGGAUCCCUCGGGCAAGUCCUCCCAACGCUCGGGUGGUGCCAGCAGCGCCGCCGAGGUGACCCACUGCGUGAACGAGCCCUGGCUGAUCGAGCCCGAAGAUUCGCGGCUGCACUUCCUCUAUCUCAAGACACCGGGCUUCCGGCUGGACCGACACAACGUCGACGACUGCCCGACCCGGAACCGCAUCAUCGUCUACCCCGCGGCCAACACCAUGGACCGCACCGUCGUCUGUCCGGCCGAGGGCAACGGUACCGGUGGUCGGGGCAGAGGCUCCGGUCAUCACAACCACGAGAGCCAGAGGAUCGUCGAUCUCAUAUCCGGCGGCUGGAACCGGAGCGGCAGCGUCGUGGCCAUGGGGGCCGGACCUCAGAGCCAACAACAGCAGCAACACGCCAGGAGUUUCGUCGUCGAGUUCCUCCAACAGGAGCCGGGAUACUACGUCGUCACGUGGAUGGCCAUAUCCAAGAGGCUGCUAGGUGGACCUGGGGACAACUUUUUCGGCGGAGCUCUCGCGCCGUCCAGCGCCGAGUGUCCUUAUAGGUGUCCGGAGCUGGAAGCCUGCAUAAGCUCGGUGCUCUGGUGCGACGGUGUACGCCACUGUCCCUCGGGCUUCGACGAACGCGAGGAGAACUGCUCGUAUCGCUUCGGCGUGACGCUGCUCUACGUGGCCAUAGGCGCAGGUGCUCUGGGGAUAUUCCUCAUACUCCUUCUGGCCACCGGCUGCCUCAAGUACUGUCUCUACCGGCGACGCAAACUACAGAGGCGUCGGCUGCAAAAGAAGCUCCCGCCUCAGGGGAGCAGCGCGGACGAGCAGCAGCGUCUGCAGAAGAAGAAGGUACAGGUGCUGAGCGUCAACCACCUGAACAGCCCGUCGAAUCACUCGACGGCGAGCCGCAACAACGGCAGCCUUGACUCUUCGAUCCACCACCAGCAACACCACCACCACCACCACCAUCAGCCCCAACAACAGCAGCAGCAGCAGCAGCAGCCGCGUUACGCCAACGCGGCUUUCGCUCGAAUCGGUCGCUACGACACGAACACUCUGACGAGGCACCAGCAGCAACUGCAUCGGCAUCAACCUGCACCCCCGCAACUGCGAGACGACCUCGAGGACGAGGAGGACGACUUCUCGACGGAUAAGUACGCCAAGGACAGCAUCUGUUGACAGUACGCCAACUACUACAGCGACGUCAUGGAGACGACCGUCUGAUCGGAUGACUCGAUUGAUGAUGAUGGCUAUAUGCAGGACACGAUGUAUACACGCAGUAAAAAUUUUUCUCCCCUCGGUUGAGUUCGCGCGCGUCAGCAUCGCAUAUUUUUCUAUAAUAUACGACGGGCCUAUGUAUCGUGUGUUCAAUUCUCGACGAAGAAUCGCUGUAGCGGCUCGCGCUUUAUACACAAUAUUAUACACGCAUACAUGCGCGCGCAUAAUAUAUAGUUUUAAAAACGGUAGAGCCAGCUGUCUUCCCGCCUUCUUUUACAGACUGCCCCCACUCUUGGUAUAUCACAAUCGAACAAUUAUGCCACCAGUCAAUCUUUGCGUCGUGAUAUAGAAAAGAAAUUUUUACUGUAUUUACGCAUUACGAGUAUAUAUUAUUAUAUACAUACACACGACAUUACGAAUUAUAUGAGGGGACAGACGAUGAUUCUGCGCACUUUGCUCUCGUUGUAUAGUAAAAAAGGGAAUAUGAUAUAUAUUGAGGGAAAGUACAUACGAGCGGAGAAUUAUAUUAUUAUAUAUACAUUACGUAUAAAAGAACAAAGAAGCCGCGCGCAGAGUACACGUGACGCGCCGUUUUAUAUAUAUAUAUAUAUUUAAAAUAAAAAAAGGAAACACACGAGCGCGCGGACCGCCGUCCGGUUCGUCAUUAUUCACACGAAGCCGUUUAUAUAUUAUACAUAUACAUAUGAAAUCGGAUCGAGACGUAUUAAGAAUUGUAUAACCGACCGAGUAUUACUAUGCAAAUUAAGUGGACUUUUUUCACACACACACACACACACGUUACUCCAUGCAUUCCGAGAAAUUGUCGAACAUUACACCUUGAAAACUGACACUUUUUUGUACGUCUAUACACUUUUUGUAUAAUGCCGCGAGGAAAACAAGUGUCAUCUCCGUCGUUCUCUUUUUUCCCCUCUUUAUAUAUACGUAAAACGGAAUAACGGAUGCAAGAGAAUCCACACACGAAGGCGUAACGCGCGUCGAACGCGUCGAAUUUUUCGGUAUAUAUAUAUAUAUAUAUAUAUAAAUAUAUAAAUAUAAAUAUGAAUAUACAUCCCUUGCGUUUGCGCCAGGUAAUAGGCGACAGAGAGAGAGAGAGAGAGAGAGAGCAAAAUAAAAACGAAUAUCAAGGCAUGUAGUACGGAUAAACGAAGUAAUUCUAGUCUAUAUAAAUCGCGUGACGCCGAGAGAGGGAAGACGCGCGCGCGAGAGAGAAAUUCUUCUUACCGUGUUGUGUAUACUUACGAAUAUGUCGAGGAAGAAGAAGAAACUAAUGCCAAUAUUAAAAAAUGUCUCGCCGUGCUCUCCCUCUCUCUCUCUCUCUCUCUUUCCAACGAAAUUUUAUCUUCCAAAAACGCUCCACGAGAUUAUCUCGCCACGACCGGGCGAUGCAAUAAAGAAUAAAAAAAAAAAAAGAAAACGAGAG